This is a messenger RNA of Guillardia theta CCMP2712, 432 nucleotides long. RefSeq lists its product as hypothetical. The record is from RefSeq and is a predicted model, not a curated record. The annotation marks the transcript as partial. Lineage: Eukaryota; Cryptophyceae; Pyrenomonadales; Geminigeraceae. The transcript has a single exon.
AGACGCGCGAUCCUGAAUGCGAUGGAGAGGGAAGAGGAUGCUUUCAGAUUCAGUGAUUCAGCAUUGCGCGACGACGACGACUUCAUGCGGCAGGCAGUGAGCAAGUCAGGAUGGUUUCUCAAGUACGCUAGUGAUCGUAUCCGAGACAACCCAAUCAUCGUCAACGCUGCCAUCUCAAACGAUGCCAAGUCUCUCAAGUAUGCGAGCUCGGGUCUGCGAGACAACUACAGCAUGGUUGCCAACGCCAUCGACUUGCUCCCCGGGGUCCUUCAGUACGCGAGUGCAAGGCUGAGAGAUAACAGGAGCCUUGUGCUCAAGGCUGUGUCGGUAGAUGGGAAUGCCCUUCGGUUCGCAAGCCAUGAGCUGAGAAAGGAUCGCUCGCUGGUGUGGAAUGCUGUCUCGUCGUGCAGGGAAGCCAUCCAGUACGCCGAC